CCAACUUCAUCUCCAGCUUCUUCUUUCUUUCAUUCCCGGGGGAAGAAGUUCCAUUGAGGAGAGAAAAGAAAAAAGAAACCCAGGACAACCAAUAUAAUAACAAUGGAAGCACUUAACGCAACAGCAACUGCAGCAACUGUCGCCAAUGACAACGUACCUUAUCAGCUCAAUUACGUUGAAACCUUGUGGGAAGGCAUGUACGAAGGCCGCAAUCCCCUGAUCGUCACUGGUAUCUUUGCGUUCCUGUUGCACGAGAUUGUCUACUUUGGACGUUUCAUCCCGUUCCUCAUUUGCGACUUUAUUCCUUAUUUCCAAAAAUACAAACUGCAGCCUAACAAGUCAAACACGAACGACGAUUACUGGAAAUGUACCAUGAAGGUGUUAAAGUCUCAUUUCUUGUUUGAGGGUCCACUCAUCUUUUUCUUCCAUCCCAUGGCCACGUUCCUCGGUAUGCGCGUAUCUGCGCCAUUCCCUGCAUGGCAACAAAUGGUUGUUGAGAUUGCCCUCUUUUUCAUCUUUGAAGACUUUUAUCACUACCAUAUGCAUCGUUUCAUGCACUGGCCUCCGUUCUAUAAAAAGGUCCACAAGAUCCACCACGAUUACUCUGCUCCCUUUGGGAUCGCUGCUGAAUAUGCCCAUCCCAUCGAAACAAUGAUCCUCGGCUUCGGCACUGUGGGCGGUCCCUUGAUCUACCACGCUGUCGUCACGCUUGCGUUGAACUUGGAACCCAAGUGGGAUCUUCACUUGGCUACCAUGCUCGUGUGGAUCAUCUGUCGCUUGUUCCAGGCCAUCGAUGCCCACUCUGGCUACGACUUCCCCUGGAGCUUGCACAACUGGGUACCUUUUUGGGCUGGUGCCGAACACCACGACUAUCACCACCAGAUGUUUGUCGGUAAUUAUGCCUCGUCGUUCCGUUGGUGGGAUCAUCUCUUUGGCACCAACGUCAAGUACGUUGCGUACCGCAAGCGUCAAAAGGAUGAGCGUCUCAAGAAGUCCAAGGCUCAAUAAAACGGCAGCCUUUAUUCUUUCUUUCUUUCUUUUGCUUCCCAUGUUUAUUAUAAAAAAAACCCUGUUCACUUUUAAUGUUUUUUCUUUUGUUUUAUGUAUUCCCUUUUCCUCUCUCUCUCUCUCUGUCUCCCGUCCAUCCAUCCCGUCCACCCAUCUAUCCACUUGAUCAG
Molecule: messenger RNA, 1178 nt
Organism: Zychaea mexicana
Lineage: Eukaryota; Fungi; Mucoromycota; Mucoromycetes; Mucorales; Lichtheimiaceae
Exons: 4
Coding region: 103-1008 (301 amino acids)
Biological process (GO): ergosterol biosynthetic process
Molecular function (GO): C-4 methylsterol oxidase activity; iron ion binding
Source: RefSeq, a predicted model, not a curated record